This is a messenger RNA of Penicillium mononematosum, 1731 nucleotides long. RefSeq names its product methylenetetrahydrofolate reductase (NAD(P)H) MET13. Gene Ontology annotation, cellular component: cytosol. Lineage: Eukaryota; Fungi; Ascomycota; Eurotiomycetes; Eurotiales; Aspergillaceae. The transcript is spliced from 3 exons. Gene Ontology annotation, biological process: tetrahydrofolate interconversion. The record is from RefSeq and is a predicted model, not a curated record. Gene Ontology annotation, molecular function: methylenetetrahydrofolate reductase [NAD(P)H] activity; FAD binding. Bases 1 to 1731 code for a protein of 576 amino acids.
AUGCAUAUCCGAGAGAAGCUUGCCAAAAAUGAGGCGGAGGGAAAGACUGGAAUCUCCUUCGAGUUCUUCCCUCCCAAAACCGCCCAGGGUGUACAGAAUCUUUAUGACCGAAUGGACCGCAUGCAUGGGUUGGGUCCUUCAUUCAUCGAUAUCACCUGGGGUGCUGGUGGUCGCUUAUCGGAUCUGACUUGCGAAAUGGUCAGCGUGGCACAAUCGGUCUAUGGCUUGGAGACCUGCAUGCACCUGACUUGCACAGAUAUGCCGGUGGAGAAAGUUGACCAAGCGCUCCAAGCUGCCUACAAAGCUGGCUGCACCAACAUUCUGGCUCUUCGGGGAGACCCACCGCGAGAAAAGGAGGCAUGGGAGGCCGCGGAAAAUGGAUUCUGCUAUGCGAAAGAUCUGGUCAAAUACAUUCGGGAAAAAUAUGGCAACCACUUCGACAUUGGCGUGGGCGGCUAUCCCGAGGGCGCCGAUGACAACACCGAUGUGGACCAGUUGAUCGACCACUUGAAGGAGAAGGUUGAUGCGGGCAGCUCUUUUGUGGUCACUCAGAUGUUUUACGAUGCUGAUAACUUCAUCGAAUGGGUGAAAAAGUGCCGAGCCAAGGGCAUCAAUGUCCCCAUCAUCCCCGGUAUCAUGCCCAUUCAGACAUACGCUUCUUUCAUUCGUCGGUCCAACUGGACUAAGGUUAAGGUGCCUUCUGAGUGGAUGGAGGCCCUUGAGCCGGUCAAGAACGAUGAUUCCGCGGUUCGAGAUAUCGGAAAGACUCUGAUUGCCAAUAUGUGCAGACAGCUGAUCGCAGCUGGUAUCAAGCACUUGCACUUCUAUACUAUGAACCUGGCUCAGGCGACUCAAUUGGUUCUCAAAGAGCUCGAACUUACCCCGUCAGAAGAUUCCCCCAUUCAACGCCCACUGCCCUGGCGGCCCUCCCUUGGCCUUGGCCGAAGAUCAGAGGAUGUGCGACCAGUAUUCUGGCGCAACCGGAACUCAUCAUACGGCACAAAUGAGCAGAACAUCAAACUUUGGGGCGAGCCAAAAUCGAUCAAGGAUAUCUCGGAUAUCUUUGUUAAUUUCUUGACCGGCAAGCUUGACCGACUGCCGUGGAGUGACUCACCAAUCACGACCGAAGCCCACGAAAUCCAGGAGGACUUGCUCAAACUGAACCAGCGCGGAUUCCUGACAAUCAACUCUCAGCCCGCUGUCAAUGGAGUCAAGUCAUCUCAUCCAGUGUAUGGAUGGGGCCCGAAGAACGGUUUCGUCUACCAGAAGGCCUACCUGGAGCUUCUGGUCCCCUCCAACUUGAUCGAUGAGCUCAUCACGCGCAUUGAGAAGAACGAUGAUUUGACCUACCACGCCACCAACAAGAAGGGCGAGCUCAAGACCAACACACGUGACAGCCCGAAUGCCCUGACCUGGGGUAUCUUCGCCGGACGAGAGAUUAUCCAGCCCACAAUCGUCGAGACAGUCAGUUUCUUGGCCUGGAAGGAUGAGGCAUACCUCUUGGGCGAGCACUGGUCCAAGUGUCAUGACGCAGCGAGCCCUAGUCGCCAGCUGAUUCAGCAUGUGAUGGACGACUGGUAUCUUGUCAAUAUCGUCGACAACGACUUCCACCGAUCUAACGCUGUCUUCGAAUUAUUCAAUGGCCUCGAGAUCAAAGAUCUCAACGUCGAGGUGACCGGAAAGCCAUUGACCAACGGCCACGCCGAACCAAACGGCGUUGCUGCCAACUAA